GUUAUAUAAUUAGCUCUCAAUUCUCAACUCUCAAUCUCCUCUCAGCCUCUGUUGCUCCUUCCUCCACAAACACAAAUUUAUAACACAAAAGCUAUGUCCAAAUUCCCACAAGCAAACACCUAUAACUAGAUAAAAACCCUAACUGUUCCAUCCCAUCGCCAAUAUCCACCACACGUCGUUUCAAACAAACAGCACAACACACAAGGCUUUUCUCCGUAUCAUCACCCUCCUUUUUUGCCUCUAAACAUAGCACACUCUUCCAUGCACAUUAAAGCAACAGCUCCUCAAUCUAUGAAAACUGAAAUAAGACCAAACACUAUGUCCAUUCCUCUGCACAACCCCAGUCUCUUCAACGCCACUCCAAAUUCUAUUCCAAGAGCACUUAGAGGGUGUCUUGGUAGCCUCGACGGAGCAUGUAUAGAGAAGCUUUUGCUUCACUGUGCUAGUGCCUUAGAAAGUAACGACGUCACUUUAGCCCAGCAAGUGAUGUGGGUGCUCAAUAAUGUCGCUUCAUCAGUUGGUGAUCCAAACCAAAGGCUCGCCUCAUGUUUUUUAAGGGCACUCAUCUCUAGGGCAUCAAGUGUUUGCCUUACCACGAUGAAUUUCAAUAGUAGCGGUACAAUUCACAGAAGGCUUAUGAGUGUCACUGAGCUAGCCGGGUACGUUGAUGUAAUCCCUUGGCACCGAUUUGGCUUCUGUGCGUCAAAUAGUGCCAUUUUAAAGGCAAUUCAAGGGUAUUCAAGAGUCCACAUAUUAGACUUCAGUAUCACUCACUGUAUGCAGUGGCCUACUCUCAUAGAUGCCUUGGCUAAAAGGCCUGAAGGGCCUCCUUCACUCAGAAUUACAGUGCCUUCUUACAGGCCGCUAGUCCCUCCCUUGCUCAAUGUAUCAGCUGAAGAAGUUGGCCUCCGUUUGGGAAAUUUCGCCAAGUACAGGGAUGUUCCCUUCGAAUUUAAAAUAAUCGAUGUCGACGCAUCUUCUUGUAAGGACUCCUCUGCAUUUCCUUUUGAAUCAGUAUUAAGCCAUUUGACUCCUUCUGAAUUGAACCUUAGGAACGAUGAGGCUUUGGUAGUAAACUGCCAAAAUUGGAUACGAUAUUUGUCCGAUGAAACAAUUGGAAGUGCUCAUGAAGAUGCUUCUUUGCGAGACACUUUCUUAGAUAUAAUUAAAGGGCUUAAUCCUUGUAUCAUGAUUGUGGUUGAUGAGGAUUCUGAUUUAAGUGCAUCUAGUUUGACUUCAAGGAUCACUACCUGCUUCAAUUACCUAUGGAUUCCCUUUGAUGCCUUAGAAACUUUCUUGCCUAAGGAUAGUCACCAAAGGCUAGAGUAUGAAUCAGAUAUAGGACACAAGAUAGAAAACAUUAUAAGCUAUGAAGGGAUUCAAAGGGUAGAGAGGUUAGAAUCUGGGGAAAAAAUGUCUCAAAGGAUGAAAAAUGCAGGGUUUUUCAGUAUCCCAUUUAGUGAAGAGACUAUUAGGGAGGUGAAAUUCCUGCUAGAUGAGCAUGCUAGCGGUUGGGGGAUGAAGAGAGAAGACGAUAUGCUUGUGCUCACAUGGAAGGGCCACAACUCAGUAUUUGCCACAGCUUGGGUCCCAAAUGGGUUGGAGGAUUAAAUGGGUGUCGACUUAAGUGGGUUGAGAAGGUCCUACCAUGCAUAAGAGAUUGGCUUGUUUCACUUUAGUGGUCCGUGAUGAUGAAGGCAAAGACAAAAUAGGGUUUGCUUUUUAAUCUUUGUCAAAAGGCUGCAAAUGAGCAUGAGACAAGAAGAAAAGCGGCAGAAUUUUGGGUAUAACUUCAUCAUAAGCUAGCUCUCGCGGAAUUCACACGAAAGGCAAAAAGCGCAUGCAUAUCCUGUCUUUCUAUUGGACAAAAAUCUCCAUCACUUUAUUUCCAAUCUCUAUUUGCUUUUGUUUCAAGACCUUCCAAAGUCGCCAACUAGAUAGCUAGCUAGCGCUUUCCUAUUCUCAGUAGUCUCUAAUUAAUAAGCAUGCACUACUCAAUAUCUUCUUUUAUAAGUAGUAUUCUAUUCAAAGCAGCUGUUUGGUAACAUCAGAUCUAGAAGUGGAAUUUAGUUGACUCUGGUA
Mangifera indica (mango) is the source of this 2082-nucleotide messenger RNA. Its product is annotated as scarecrow-like protein 32. Gene Ontology annotation, cellular component: nucleus. The coding region runs from base 262 to 1611 and encodes 449 amino acids. Gene Ontology annotation, molecular function: sequence-specific DNA binding; DNA-binding transcription factor activity. The record is from RefSeq and is a predicted model, not a curated record. Gene Ontology annotation, biological process: regulation of DNA-templated transcription. The transcript has a single exon. Lineage: Eukaryota; Viridiplantae; Streptophyta; Magnoliopsida; Sapindales; Anacardiaceae.